Messenger RNA from Oryzias melastigma (Indian medaka), 1153 nucleotides. RefSeq names its product phosphatidylinositol phosphatase PTPRQ-like. The transcript is spliced from 4 exons. The coding region runs from base 460 to 960 and encodes 166 amino acids. The record is from RefSeq and is a predicted model, not a curated record. Lineage: Eukaryota; Metazoa; Chordata; Actinopteri; Beloniformes; Adrianichthyidae. Gene Ontology annotation, molecular function: protein binding.
GAGAAGAGGGUUUUUCUGUACAGUUUUAGGAUGUUCCACAGUUACAGAUGUAUCUGACUUCCUUCCAGCCUUUCCUUCUCUGCUCCAGAUCAUGCUAACUUUGUUGUAUUGCAGGUUUUUGUUUCCACUCUAUUACAGGGAGUCAUUCAAGCUAACAGGUUUUUGCUUUCCAGGCUUCUGCUCUUAGCAUCAUCUUUUGCAGGGAUGUUCCUGACUUUAACAGUACUAAUUUCCAGUUAACCAGCCAUAACCUCUCCGUUCACUCGGGUCCUCUUAGGUCUUUGUUCUUAUGUGACUUGAAAGUCUCUCUCCUGCAUCUCAGCUCCAGACACGCCCCCUCAGUUUCUCCGUGCCUCAAAGCUGUCAGAUUAUGAGGUACAAUUGUCAUGGGAACCACCACUGCUCGCCAAUUCAGAGAUCCUCUAUUACAUUGUCAAAAUUUGGAAUGAAACAAGCCAAAUGUGGCAGAAUGUGACAGGAACAUCAGUCGUUAUCCAGGUGGAUUCAGAGAGCCGCUACAAUGCUUCUGUCUCCAGCUGGACCAAACUGGGAGAUGGAGGAGUGCUGGUUUACAUCAGCUUCACUGUCACUGAUGCAGAGCCGUUUGAUCCACCACAAAAUGUGACUUUUGAAAAUGUCACAGCUUCCUCUGUCACCUUGACGUGGUUCCCACCCACUCAGCCCAAUGGAAUCAUUGUGCUCUACACUAUUUUUUACAGUGAAAAUAGCACAGUUGGGAAACAGAUAGUUCCCGUUUCAGACUUACCUGAACGCCCCUCACCUGGCUCACCUUUUGUCUACACUCUGACUCGGCUGAUUGGAGGCACUAACUACACUUUUUGGAUGACCUCCAACACUUCUCAGGGUGAUGGAGGGGUCCAAUCCGAGCCAUUUUCCCUGCUCUUACCAGAGGAUGGUCAGUCAGACACUCAAAGCACCAGCAUAGAAACGAUAUAUUAAGAUUUAUAGGAAAAUUACACAUAAUAUUACUAUACAUUUUGAUGUAAUUAUCUCCAAUAUAAUGAAAACUGGGAGAGGAAAGUCUGCACACUUUUUUCAAAUCUCUUCUUACCCUUAAAUAAAAUUACAUAAAAACUGUGAUUAAAAGAGCAGCUUUAUAAUUGUGUCUGUUUACAUUGCUAUGCAAAAAAAA